CAUCACCCUAAACCUCACCCGCUCCACCACUCCUUUUACCGCCCCCCUCUCCUACCAUGGAGGCCUCCGCCUCCGCCUCCGCUUCUGCCCCCGCGGCGCUCCUCCCGCUGCUAGCCGCACCUCCACGCUUCCUCCACCUCCCUCUCCGCCGCCCCUCCACCCGCCGCCACGGCUGCGGGAGUAGUCUUCUGCUCCAGCCACCGCCGCCGCCGGGCCCCGGCUCCCGCGCCCACUUUAGGACAACCUGCUGCGCGUCGAGCUCCGACAAGGCGGACGUGCAGCAGGGCGGUACCUCGCUGCUCAGCGUCGCGGCGUUCACUCUCCUCGCCGCCCUGCAGCUCGUGUGGUUGCGGUGGCGCAGGGCGACGCACGGGGAUUCCCCUGAGGUUUUACAUGAACAUGGGAAAAACAUGGUAAAUAAGGUCCUUGGUGUACAUAAAGAAACACAGGCUUAUUCUGUAACUAUUCAUUUGACACCACCGAUUACAUCAGUAGAUAUUUCUGGACGACAAGAAGUUAGUUGCUCAACACUAACUGCAAAUUGUUCCAUUGAAAAUGUUACAAGUGUUCCUGUGAUGCCAGAUACCGUAUCAGAAGGACAAGAUAAGGCCAAGUAUUUUUCUAACAGUAUAGGCCGGGUAGCUGGGCUACCUUAUCAAUUUUUAUCCCUUUCAGGACAUCAGGAAGUGGUGCAAAAUAGCCCAGGUCAUACUACCAAGCAAAAAGAUGCCUGGGAUACUAAUUUAGUUGGGUGCCGCCAGAGUGAUCAAGAGGAACAUCUUGAUUUUACUUCUCUUUCGUCCUUCAAAAGAAUAGCAGAAGAUCAUCUUGAUUUUUUCCCCCUGGCUGGCAAUCGCAAUUUGUUCGAACCAAGGAAAGGGAUUGAAUCCACAAACUCAAAUGCAAUGAGCUCUUAUUUGCCAGCAGGGCACUUUGCUCCAGUUGCAUGCUUAAGGGAAGGUCCUGUGAGUAAACAAGAGAAAGCUGUGAAGGACCAUGAUGAUGCACCAGUAACUGGUUGGAGCAUUUCUAACGUACUAAACAAGGAGAAUCCAGAUAACUUCGCUCAAGCAAAAAGAGGGGGAUUGAAGGGAACUAUGGAUACAUUCGAUUACUCAAGGAUAUACAAUAGUCUCUUAAUUGACGGAAGACUGAAGGACUGUGUGGAUUUGUUAGAAAGCAUGGAGCAAAAUGGAUUACUUGAUAUGAAGAAGAUCCACCAUGCCAGCUUUUUCAGUAUGUGUAAGAAGCAAAGGGCUGUCUGGGAAGCUCUUCGCUUCUGCAGAUUGAUUGACAGCCCAAAAAUAAGUACCUUCAAUAUGCUUUUGUCCGUGUGUGCUAAAUCACAAGAUUUUGGUGGAGCCCUCCAAGUUAUGGAGCUCCUAAAGGAAGCUGGGCUAAAACCUGAUUGUAAACUUUACACCACGUUGAUAUCAACUUGUGCAAAGUGUGGAAAAGUUGAUGCCAUGUUCGAGGUCUUCCAUGAGAUGGUCAGUGCUGGUAUAGAGCCAAAUGUUAACACAUACAGCUCAUUAAUUGAUGGCUGUGCUAGAGCUGGACAAGUGGCAAAAGCAUUUGGUGCUUAUGGGAUUAUGAGUUCAAAGAAGGUGAAGCCAGAUCGAGUUGUCUUCAAUGCUUUAAUCAGUGCAUGCGGUGAAUCUGGGGCGGUGGCUCGGGCGUUUGAUGUUUUAUCAGAAAUGACAGCAGAAUCUUCAGAAUCAAAAGGAUCCAGACCAAUCCUUCCUGAUCAUGUUACUGUUGGAGCGCUAAUGAAGACAUGUAUUCAGGCGGGCCAGGCUGAUCGAGCUCGUGAGGUGUAUAAAAUGCUUCAGGAGUACAAUAUAAAGGGUACCCCAGAAGUUUACACUAUCGCAUUGAGAAGCUGUAGCCUGACUGGUGAUUUAGGGUUUGCACUGAAGAUAUAUGAAGAUAUGGACAAGAUUGGAGUAAAACCUGAUGAGAUGUUUUUGAGUGCUCUAGUUGAUGUAGCUGGCCAUGCAAAGAGGGCAGAUGCUGCAUUUGAGAUAAUGAAAGAUGCAAGAGCAAAAGGUUUACACGUUGGAACAAUUGCAUACAGUUCUUUAAUGGGAGCUUGCUGCAAUGCAAAGGACUGGAAGAAGGCACUGCAGCUGUACGAGGAGAUUAAGUCUAUCAAAUUGACCCCAACUGUUUCAAUGAUGAAUGCUUUGAUCACCUCUCUGUGUGAUGGUGAUCAGGUGAUAAAGGCUGUUGAUGUCCUUAAUGAGAUGAACAGAAUAGGAGUCUGUCCAAAUGAGAUAACAUAUUCUGUCUUACUUGUUGCUUGCGAAAGAAACGGUGAAGCACAGCUAGGUUUGGAUUUGUUUGAACAAUUGAAAAUAGAUGGCAUUGGCAUCAAUCCAACCAUUAUUGGUUCUCUGACUGGUUUAUGUCUACAAAUGUUUGACAGAGAUCUCUCGCUUGGGAAUAUUAUUGUCAACUUCAGCUUAGGGAAACCACAAAUUCACAACAAAUGGACUUCCGCAGCUAUUAAGGUGUAUCGUGAUGCAGUUUCAACUGGCCUAGUACCUUCAAGCGAUGUUUUAUCUCAAGUGUUGGGAUGUUUGAGGCUUCCUCAUUACAAUUCGCUGAAGAGUAGUUUUAUUGAGAACAUGCAAAUAAGUUGUGAUAUUCCACAUAAUCCAAAUAUAAAUUCACUCUUUGAAGGAUUCGGUGAAUAUGACAUUCGUGCUUUUUCGAUUCUGGAGGAGGCUGCCUCACUAGGAGCAGUUGGAAGUAUUUCCAUGAAAGAUACUAGGAUUGUUAUUGAUGCAAGAAAGUUAAGGAUCCACACAGCCGAGUACAGUGCCACCAUCAAGGCAGUUCAGUGCAACAAUGGCCGCAAGUUCGAUAACUCCAGUGCUCGUAUGUUCUUCCUGACCCAUGGCGCCCAUCUUCAGAUGUCGUGCCCCUACACCUCCUCCCAGAAUGGUAAAGCUGAGUGUAUCAUUCGUUCCACUAAUGAUAUUAUUCGCUCACUUUUAUUUCAAGCUCGCAUGCCGCCAUCUUACUGGGUUGAGGCUCUUGGCGUGGCCACCUACCUGCUCAACAUCCUCCCAACCAAAACCCUAGGGUUCGUUACACCGCACUUCGCCCUUCACGGGGUUUUGCCUACAUACGAUCACCUUCAGGUCUUUGGUUCUGCAUGCUACCCAAACCUCGUUGCCACAGCCGCUUACAAGCUUGCGCCGCGUUCUACACUCUGUGUGUUUCUCGGCUACUCUGCUCACCACAAGGGAUACCGCUCCUUAACCGUUCCAUAAAUUGAGUCAUCAUCUCUCGUCAUGUGUCUUUUGAUGAGGCCUCGUUUCCCUUUGCUGAGCCAUCGCGUCUUCCCAGCGAAGCAGACUUCGAGUUCCUGGAUGAUAUUACUACUAAUGUGCUGGCCCCCAUUGGACUGUCACCUCUUGUUUCCUCUACAGGACCUCAUCCAGACGUCGCCGCGUUGCCACACGUGGCCCCCGGCUUUCCCGCGUUGCCAUACGCGGCCUCCGGCGCUUCGACGACGCCACCAGCUGGCACUUCCUGGCUUCCCACCCCUACCGGUUGGAACUCCACUACUCCAGCACCGGCUGCCGGCCACGUCCGGUCCCCUGCGUCACCCAUUGCCAUGACUGGCUCACCGCCGGCCCCUGGCCGGCCACAGCCAACCACUCCGCCGUCCAGUCGGCCUCAACCGGCCACCCCGUCGCCAGGGCAGCCCCAGCCACGACUUGCUGGCUCGGCUGCUCUUCACCGGCCGCUCUCCGCCUUCCAGCACGUCUACAUUCGACGACAGCAGCCCUCUGCUGGUCUCCCUCCUUCCUUGCCUAAGGGAGCCGUGCUCGUUCCCCCCGUGGUGAACCAGCACAGCAUGACCACCAGGGCAAAAGCUGGUUUCCGCCAGCCGGCGCUCUACCACGCCACUCUGCUGUCGCCGAUCCCGAAGACCUUUCGCAGCGCCCUUGCCGAUCCAAAAUGGUGGGCUGCUAUGGAAGCUGAGCACGACGCUCUGCUGGCGAACAUGACUUGGGAUCUUGUUCCUCGCCCGCCUCGCGCCAACAUCGUCACCGGCAAGUGGAUCUUCAAGCACAAGUUCCAUGCUGAUGGUACCCUAGAGCGGUACAAGGCGCGCUGGAUCCUUCGCGGCUUCACCCAGUGCCCAUACAGCUCAUCCUGACCACGUCUGCCACCUGAAUAAGUCCCUCUAUGGACUUAAACAGGCGCCCCGUGCCUGGUACAGACGAUUUGCUGCAUACCUCUUGUCCCUGGGAUUCACGGAGGCCAUGUCUGACACCUCCUUGUUCGUCUUUCGGCGCGGCGAUGAUAUGAUCUACUUGCUGCUUUAUGUCGACAACAUAGUGCUCACAGCCUCUUCUAUCGGACUCCUUCAGCGUACCAUCACUUCGCUGCAGUCUGAGUUCGCUAUGAAGGAUCUCGGUGAGCUCCAUCUCUUCUUGGGGAUGCAUGUGCAACGCCGUGGCACUGGCCUGUUCCUUUCCCAGCGUCAGUAUAUGGUGAAACUUCUGGAGCGCGUAGGUAUGGCUGAGUGCAAGCUGUGCACCACUCCUGUUGACAUCAAUCCGAAGUUACCAGCAGAUUGGCCGCCCGUCCAGAAUCCUUCGGAUUAUCGCAGCCUUGCAGGAGCUCUUCAGUGGCUGACCUUCUCCCAUUCGGAUAUCUCAUAUGCCGUUCAGCAGGUCUGCCUCUUCAUCCAUGAUUCUCGGGAGCUGCAUCUUGCUGCCCUCAAGCGCAUCCUGCGCUAUGUGCGUGGCACACUGCACAUGGGUCUUCUUCUUCAGCCGUCUCGGAGCUCUAACUUGACGGUGUACUCCGACACUGAUUGGGCUGGCUGCCCCGACACCAAGCGUUCCACCUCCGGCUAUGCGGUCUUCCUCGGCGACAACCCGGUCUCUUGGUCUUCCAAGCAGCAGAAUACAGUGCAGAACACAGACUCCCGUUCCAGUGUAGAGGCUGAUUACCGUGCUGUGGCCAACGAUGUGGCCGAGGCCACCUAGUUGCGACAACUUCUGCUGGAGCUUCAUGUGCCUUUACGCUGAGCCUCGCUGGUAUAUUGUGAUAAUAUCAGCGUCGUCUACAUGUCCUCCAACCCCGUCCAGCAUCAGGGCACCAAGCACAUCAAGAUCGAUCUCCACUUUGUUCGGGAGCGCGUUGCUAUUGGUGAUGUCUGCAUCAUGCACGUCCCGACGUCUGCCCAGUACGCCGACAUUUUCACCAAGGGGUUACCUACUUCUUUGUUUCAGGAGUUCAAGUCCAGUUUGAACAUUCGAGGCUUCACCAAUCAGACUGCGGGGGUGUGUUAGCAAGGCAAUUAGGGUUCUGAUUAGCAGGCCCUGUUGGGCCUUGGGUGGCUGGCGCCCAGCCUCCCUGGCUAGAGGCGCCGCCCCCUCCUCUGUUUGGUAGAUGGCGGCAGGGCCCCCUGAUGGUGGUGUUUCUAUAAACUAUCUAGGGUUCCCUGCCUAUAUAUAUGUACACCCAUUGUGCACCUCUAUCAAUCAAUCCAAUCAUUCCCUGCAAUCCAUAUUGCUUACAGUUUUACCGUUGACACGAGGAAGAGUCUCGAAAUCCAUGGCGAUAUCAGCCCACACUACCGACGGAAUGUCCAGAGUUUGCAGUAAACCGCCAGGGCGCAGGUGUUCGAUCUUGUUACGCUGGCAGACUUCACAAUUACAGACAAAAUUGAGAACCAAACGGCGAUCACCCGGAAUAUGGAAAUCAGAUCCUAGGCGAUGCAGCACCUUCUGGAUCCCUUCGUGGCCCAUGCCAUGAGCAAAUUCCAGCAAUGACGAGACAGCAGCGUAUGAUGCUGGUACAAAAACCUUCCCAUCUUUUAACAAUAAUAGUUGAUCAGCGAUAGUCCAGCCAUCCUCCUCCUUAGCUGCCUUGGCACGGGCGUCAGAGAGGGCAGCGUCCACCUCUAGCUGCUUACGCAGUUCAUCAAAGAAAGCAAAUGCCGGCGUGGACAAUGCUGAAAGCUCCCCAGACUGGCCCUCCUCUCGGCGAGACAACGCAUCCGCCGCAACAUUGGCUGCGCCUGGCUUGUACUCAACACGAAAAUCAUAUCCAUGCAGUUUGGCAGCCCAAUGAUGUUGAGGAAUAGUAGACAGGCGUUGAUCCAGAAGAAACUUCAAGCUAUGAUGAUCCAUACGAACAAGAAAUUCCCGGCCCAAGAUAAGGGCACCAAUGUUUCACUGCCUGCACUAACCCAAUGAGCUCUCGCUCGUAAGCAGCUAGCUUAGCAUGUUGCUGGGCAAUGGGUCAGCUGAAGAAAGCUACGGGUCCGCUGCCUUGGUGUAACACUUCCCUGAAGCCGGAACCCGAUGCGUCGCACUCCACAAUAAAGGGUGCGCUGAAAUCUGGUAGAUGAAGUACCGGGGCGGUGGACUGCAGAUUGGAGUGCCUUGAAUGCCGAGAGGGCGGCUUCAUCCCAAAAGAACCCUUCUUUCUUCAACAGGCGAGUGAGUGGAGCCGUAAUUAAGCCAUAAUCUUUGAUGAAGCGCCUGUAAUAACCAGGGAGGCCUAGGAAAUCUCGGACUGUCCAAACCUACUUGGGAAUUGGCCAGGUGAGUAGCUCCCUGACCUUGCGCUCAUCCAUAGCUACACCUUGGGCUGAAAUUACAUGCCCCAAAUAACCAACAGAUGGCUCCCCGAAAGAGCACUUGGACUGUUUCAAAAAGAGAGCAGGCUGCUGUAGCGCCUCAAAUACUGCCCGGAUAUGAAGUAGGUGCUUGGCCCAAGACUGACUGUAAAUCAGGAUAUCGUUGAAGAAAAUCAAUACAAGGCGGCGUAAGAACGGUUUCAGGACGGAGUUCAUCAAGGCUUGGAAAGUCGCCGGGGCAUUCGUGAGGACAAACGGCAUAACCAAGAAUUCAAACAGGCCCUGAUGCGUCUGGAAUGCAGUUUUGUCAAUGUCCGCAGGGCACAUACGUACCUGGUGAUAACCUGACCGCAGGUGCAUCUUGGUGAAAUAUGUGGCGCCAUGCAGUUGAUCCAAGAGCUCCUCGACUACUGGUAUCGGAAACUUAUCUUUCACUUGUCUUUCACUGUGCAAGAAUUGAGAGCUGGCGACUAGGAAUUUUUUGCAGGAGUAAGGCUGUCUAGGAAUUCCCUUGCCCAGACCUCACCUUGUGUGGGUGGUAAAGGGCCUUGGAAUUUGGCCUAGAGAAUCUAAGGGCGGGGCCUUAAAAGGGUCGGGCUCUAAUCCUAUACAAUUUUGAGUUAAAAAAUUUAAGGGUCAUGUUGGACUGUGAAGAGACCAUUAGGGCCAUGGCCCAUUACCACCCCUAGUGUGGGAGCUUUCGCACUGGGUACACCCUUUUUCUCAGUAGAAAUUAUUCUAUGGUGAGAUUCUCCCCAAGAAAAAGGUUCUAUGGUGAGAAACAGCAGCAACUCGGUUGCCAAUGGGACGUUUUCUUCCCAUAGUCGAGUCCCCCCAUUUUGUGUGUCCU
Molecule: messenger RNA, 7466 nt
Organism: Panicum virgatum (switchgrass)
Lineage: Eukaryota; Viridiplantae; Streptophyta; Magnoliopsida; Poales; Poaceae
Product: pentatricopeptide repeat-containing protein MRL1, chloroplastic-like
Exons: 17
Coding region: 57-3281 (1074 amino acids)
Biological process (GO): DNA integration
Molecular function (GO): protein binding; nucleic acid binding
Source: RefSeq, a predicted model, not a curated record